AUGGCCUGGAUGAGAUUAAAAGAAUCUUACAGUAAAUUUGAAGUUAUUAUUAAUGAUGAUAAUACAGUGCCCAAAUUUAAUGAUUCAAAAAUCAAAGAAGUUUAUGAAAAAUACCCAGCUAUAAAUCAAAAAAUAGAAAAGGCUGUUGUAAUAAACUCAAAAUUGUGGAAAACUUGGAAAAAGAGAUUCCUAUUCUGUUCAUUUAUAACUAUGGAGAUAUUUAAUAUGCCAAAAAAUGAUAAUUUAGAGUUGGGCAGCAAUUCAAAUUUCAAUAAUGAUCAAGAUUCGAAUGAUAUUCCCGAUUCAAAUGAAAAGUUGGAAACAAAUGACAACUCUAACAAAAAAGAUAAUUCUGAUUCAAAUGAAUGUAAAAAAAUAAUUUCAGAAUUUUUUUUAAAAAUGUUACUUGAUGAAGAAAAAGAUUAUAGUAAAUUAACAAAAAAAUACACAGACAUUUCACAGGAGAAAAAUUUUCUUUCAACUGUUCAAUCAUUUAUUAGUAAUAUUGGUAGUAUGUUUAAGAGAUCUAGUUCUAAUGAAGAUGAUUCUCACACUAUUCAACCCGUUGUCAUUGAAUCUCAUGUUAUUGAAAGGAAUAUUCAAAAAGCAACCCAAAUGGCAAAUGAAAUUUCUGACUCUAAAUUUGUUAAACAACUUAAUAAUUCUGAGUUAUUUAACAUGACCCAAGAAACAGGGGAUAGAGUUAUUAGCAUAUUUUUUGGAGAAUACCAAAAUUGGAGGAAUGUACAAUGUUCUAGUAAUAUUAAAGAUAUUAUACCAAAAUAUGCAGAUAUUAAGGAUCAAUAUGAAGAAAAUCUAAUGAAAGAAAGUUUACAGGACACUAAAAAAAUCGAAGAGCAUGAAUUUAAAAGAAUUUGUUCAAUACUUGAAGAAAAAUUUUCAAAAGGCACAACUUUUAAAUUAUUAAAAAUAGAAGCACGAUACACUCAUAGCUUAACAUUUACUUAUGAAAUUGAGUCAAUACAACCUGAUCAACUAAAUAUCACAUUAUAUGAAACACGUUUAGAAGAGUCUGAAAACUCAAAUAUUCAAAAAUAUGAGCUACAUGUUCCAAAACUUCAUCUUGACAAUGAUAAAAAUUCACAUGCAUCCUUCAAAAUAGAUCCAGAAAGAUAUGAACUCAGAAAAAUAUCUCAAUUUGAAAAUGGAAAGUUCCUAAUAAUACUUCGGAAUAAAAAAUCAAAUCAAAUAGAAAUUUUUUUUGAAAAUUCUAAUCGCUUAAAAUCAGCUUUUCAAUUAUCAAAUUUAAAACCACUAAAAACAUUAAAUCCUGAUGGUGAUUGUCUUUUUGCUAUAAAUGAACCCAAAGGUUUAAUUGGAAUUUAUGUUGCUGAAAAAGGACUAAAUGUUUAUGCAUUUGAUGAAAAUCAAGCCAGUCUUUAUAGUCGCAACCCCAAUAUUCAAAUUCUACAAUAUUAUAAUAAUUCAGCACCAGAUAUUAAACACUUUUUCUUCAUAAAAACUACUGAAGAAUUAUGUUUUGUAGAAACUAAUGGUAAAACAAAAAUUUAUAACCUUGUGACUGGUCAAUUUCAUCCUGCAACACUACAAUUUCCUCCAGAUUCUAUAAACAUGUCAAGCACACCUGAUGGUUCUUGUAUUGUAGUAUUUGUGAAAGAAAAAUCAACAGCAUCUAAUAAUGAUGAAAAUGGCACAGCCUAUGUUUAUUUUUGUUCUAACAUGGGAAACACUGCUAAUAAAGUUGUUGAACUACCCCCAAAUAUGAAUUCAAUAGAAUUACUUCAAUUUUCAUCUAUAAAUAAUCGCCAAAUACAUCUUACAACAAUUGAUAUAAAAAAUAAUUUAUUUCUUUCAUUAGUUACUAAGAUUACACUUGAAAAAACCCAGUACAGAUUUCAACAGUGUAAUCAAGGAAAGCUAGUUGGUCAAGUUAAAUUGCUGAGAAUCUUCACUGAUUCUAACAAUAAUAAUUAUUCAAGUUUAAAAGGAAAAAACACUAGUUUUAAACAUGCAGUGCAUAAAGGAGAGUACAUUGUUAUUAAAAAAGAAAAAUUAAGUGUUGUUGAUGUAAUUUCAAACACUGAAUUGAAGGUUGCAGGUGUAUAUCAGACCUUAUCACUUGAUGAUGAUACAUGGAUUGACUUUCAAAUUGAACCAAAGAUAAAACUUAAUGGUUUUAUAGAUGCAUAUAAAUUAAUGUUUGAAAAGUAUCCAGUUGAGAGUUGCAUAGAUCCUGAACAAAAUCGGCCACUUAAUUUGAAAAUUGUCCUUGAUAUAAAUGAUGAUUGUAAAGAUGAAAAUUAUGAUAGAAAGUUUGAAAAAUAUGUUGUUAGCAUGUUCAAUGAAUUAAAGAAGAAAACAAAAAAACCUGCAUCUAUUUUAAAGCAUUUUAAAACUACUGUUACAACAUUUUCAGAACUAGACAUUGAAGAAAAUGAUUUUAUAUCAAAACAUUCAAAUAAAUAUCAACUAGGAGAUUUUGUAAUUCAACUUUCAUGUUUAAUACCCAUUCAGAUUGCAGUUGCUAAAAAUAAUCAAUUUCAACCACUUCGGGAUGGUAUAUUUAAACAUUUUGGUAAUAGACAAGUUAAAGUUGUUUCAAGUAUGGGUGAGCAAUCAUGUGGAAAAUCAUAUAUGUUGAAUCACCUUGUUGGAACAACAUUUGAUGGUUCUGCAAUGAGAUGCACUGAAGGAGUGUGGAUGUCUUUAGUUAUAACAAAAAAAAAUAUUUAUGUUGCACUUGAUUUUGAAGGUUUAAAAUCUUUGGAAAGAACACCACAAGAAGACUUAUUUUUAACUUUGUUUAACACAAUGGUUUCAAAUUUGAUACUUUUUAAAAACCAAUUUGCUGUUAGUAGAGACAUGUCAGAAAUGUUUCAAAGAUUUCAAGAUGGUGCAACUUUUUUUAAAUCUGACUCAAAUGUUUUUCAAGCAAAACUUUGCAUCAUAAUUAAAGAUGUUCAUGAAAAUGAUCGAAAAGGAAUUGUUGAUGAGUUUCAUCUCAAGUUUGAAGAUUUGGUUAAAAAACAAGGAGAAGAUAAUUUUAUUACUAGAAUGUAUAAAAGUGGAUUAACUAUUUUUCCAUGGCCAUUAUUUAAUGAUCCUGCUUGGUUCAAAACUUUGAAAACUGUUAAAAAAAAAUUAGAUAAACAGAAAGCAAAAUAUGAAAAUGCACGAACUUUUUUACAAAACACUAAAGUCAUUAUGGCUAAAUUAAAGAUUUGUGAUUGGGGAUCUUUGGAUGAAAACCUUGUUCAAAUGCGUUUAUCAAUUUUAAAAAGAAUACUUCCAAUAGCUAUAUCUUAUGGCUUAGAGCAAAAGGAGCAAGAAAUUAAGCCCUUAAUAAAUCACAAUACAGGAGAGAAAAUAGAUGAUCAACCUCAAUUAAAUCAUGACACUGGGGAGAAAACAGAUGGCCAAACUCAUUUAUCUAAAUUUGCAGAAACCUUCAAUACACAAAAUGAACUAUUUCCAGAUUCAGAUGUUUUACUCUUUGAAGAAAAUGCUGAUUUUGUUGAUUUUUCAUAUGAUCUAAGAAAUCAAUUUGAAGAUAAAAUUCAAGAAAGGAAAAAGUCUGAAAAAGAUUCAGAAUGGUUUAGUAAAUUAGAAAUGUUUUUCAAUUUUAUUAUUGAACGAAGAGUAUAUCGUGUUGAGCAAUGGUUUUUACAAAAUAUUAACAAAUUUCCACAAGACAAUAGUGAAGUUGUUAUUGGAAAAUAUGCUCUUGAAAAAGAAAUCAACAAUCUUAGGCUUUUUUGGACAUUAUGUGGGCUUUCUUGUCAGGAUUGUGGAUUACGCUGCCUUAAAAAUCAUGGUCAUACUGACAAUCAUGACUGCAAGACUAAUCAUGAAUGCCAUUUCUCAUGUCAAUUUGUAGAGGCACAUAGUUCUUUUAUUCCAACUUGUAGUUAUAAAGCAGGACAUGAUGGGAAACAUGCAUGUAAUAAAACCAGUCAUUUAUGUGGAAAACCUUGUAAACUUAGUGAUAAACGUAAUUGUCAAAAAGUAUGUUCAAAAGAUAUUGGACAUGAAGAUGAUGAACACAUGUGUCAGUCAGAUCGUCAUUAUUGUGGAGAGUCAUGCUCACUCUUUACAUCAAUCAAUAAAGGUGAUAAAGGUGAUUAUGAAUGUCCAAACAAAUGCAUUAUGCCAUGUGAGCUUGAGCAUGAUCAACAUCGUUGUGAAAAUGAGACAUGUCCAAUUGAAUGCCCAAUUUCAGAUUGUCGGAAUAGAUGCCAGAGUAAUAAUCAUUUUCAUGCUUACAGUGAAUUUACAGUUAAUCAUUUUUGUGGUAAUGAUCAUCAAUGUCUUGAGGAAUGUGAAGAGCCAGGUAUUUGUAAAAUUUCAACUGAACCCAAAAAAGAAGAAGCAACUUAUAAAGGGUUGAUCAAAGAAACUUCAAUUAGCUUUUUUAAAUAUAUUCAACAAAGUGAAAGGAUGAGAUGUAAUAAAAGAAUACCACCAAACUCCUUCAAGCAUGAAGGAACACAUUCACAUGAUGAAAAUGGAGUUCAUUUUUGUGAUAAAAAAUGUCAAUUUUGUGAAUAUUAUUGCAACUUACCUCAUGGACAUAUACAAACUUUACAUGAUACUCGCCAUGGAAAUAUGGUACAGACUGAAUUUACUGCAGAAAAUGAUGAAUUUGAGUAUAAGGGACAUAAAUUACAAAUUGGAGAUCAAGGUUCUUUUGUUCUUUGUAAUUUUUAUUGUAAAGAAUUAGGUCGCCAUAGACAUAUUGAUUAUUGUCAAAAUGUGGAGGCAUGUAAAAAUGGACAACAAGGGCAUGAAGUAAUACAUUUAGAUGCACCCAUCAAGCCCAAUCCUGAUGAUAAAAAAGAUUUUGUAACUCAUAAAUUAUUUUGGGGAAGAACUGGCUUUAAAGAUCCAUAUUCAACACAAGAACAAGUAGAAUUUGCAAAAUGUGAUCAUGAAUGUCCAGAUGAAGCUCACAAUAAGCAACAAAGUUCUAAUAGUGCAACUCCCACAAAAUCUUAUUGUGAAUUGGAAAUUUUCCAUAAACCUUUAAAUCCAUCAUCUAGUACAUCAACUGGUAUUGGUUACAUUUCACUGGAUGGUCAUCAGUUCAGCUGUGAUAAUCCAAAUAAAAGAGAAGCAGCAUUUCAUAUUAUAUUUGCACUUGAUCGAUCAGGUUCAAUGGGAUUUAAUGAUAGAAAACCUUUAGAAAACAUUCGUUCAAACAUCCGUCAAAAAAUUGCACAAAAACACAAUAAUAGGCUAGGCGCAGUAUACUCAGCAGUUUAUUCAUUUAUGGAAACACGCCUUACAUCUCAAAGGAAUCUAACUCAGGGUGCCAUUAAUAAAGACACUAUUUCUUUAAUCUUGUUCAACAGUAGUACUAUUGUACCAAUUGAAAAUCAACCAUUAAGUGAUGCAGACAAAUUUUUAGGUACUAUGGUUCAGCAUAAUGCAAGUGGUGGAACUAACUUUGACUUGGCGAUACAGAAAGCAGGGUUCCUAGUUGAUAAAUAUUAUGAUCCAACAAAGACAAAUAUUAUUAUUUUUUUGUCAGAUGGUAAAUGUGGAUCACCAGAUGCUCGAUUAGAAAAUAUUUGUAGAGUCAAUCAACAAAGAGGGUCACCGUUAUAUCUUUAUACAGUUUUAUUUAGCAGUGAUUCUUCUAGCCCAUCAUUAGUAAAGAUGGCUGAUAUCGCACAAAGUCAUCUUCCAACUAAUUCUUCAUCCCAAUCUUUAAAAUGUCAAUUCACUCGAGCUAUUGAUGAAAUAGCUUUGGCUAAUUAUUUUACUGUUGUUGCAGAAAGUUUAAGAGCACAUAAACCUUCUUUAAUGAAAAAGUUGUAA
Messenger RNA from Entrophospora sp. SA101, 5802 nucleotides. The record is from the annotation of a GenBank genome assembly. Lineage: Eukaryota; Fungi; Glomeromycota; Glomeromycetes; Entrophosporales; Entrophosporaceae.